This is a messenger RNA of Camelina sativa (false flax), 1041 nucleotides long. The record is from RefSeq and is a predicted model, not a curated record. NCBI's taxonomy places the organism in Eukaryota, Viridiplantae, Streptophyta, Magnoliopsida, Brassicales, Brassicaceae.
AUGUUAAAUGAACANUCUCGCUGCUCCGGUCAAGGACUGGAGGAAUUCAAGAAUGAAGUGGUUUUGAUUGCCAAGCUACAACACCGGAAUCUUGUUCGACUUCUUGGUUACUGUGUUGCUGAAGAAGAAAAACUGUUACUGUAUGAGUACAUGCCACACAAAAGCUUAGACUUCUUCAUUUUUGACCGGAAGCUGUGCCAGCGAUUAGAUUGGAAGAUGCGGUAUAAUAUCAUUUUAGGAAUCGCCCGGGGACUUCUUUAUCUACAUCAAGACUCUAGACUGAGAAUCAUCCACAGGGAUCUGAAAACAAGCAAUAUUCUGUUAGAUGAGGAGAUGAAUCCCAAGAUUUCUGACUUUGGGUUGGCUAGAAUAUUUGGAGGCAGUGAAACUUCAGCCAAUACUAAUCGAGUUGUUGGAACCUAUGGAUACAUGUCUCCGGAGUAUGCUCUAGAAGGUCUUUUCUCAUUCAAAUCAGAUGUAUUUAGUUUCGGCGUGGUUGUGAUUGAAACUAUCAGCGGGAAGCGUAACACCGGGUUUUAUGAACCUGAGAAAUCUUUAAGCCUUCUAGGCCAUGCGUGGGAUCUCUGGAAAGCGGAAAGAGGGAUUGAGUUAUUGGAUCAUGCUUUACAAGAAACGUGCGAAAGCGAGGAAUUCUUGAAGUGCUUGAACGUAGGACUGCUUUGUGUACAAGAAGAUCCUAGUGAGCGUCCUUCAAUGUCAAAUGUUGUUUUCAUGCUCGGAAGCAGCGAAGCUGCUACUCUUCCAAAUCCAAGACCACCGGCUUUUGUCCUUAGACGUUGCCCUUCAUCAAGCAAAGCUUCUUCAUCUACCAAGCCAGAAACUUGCUCUGAAAAUGAGCUGACUAUAACUCUUGAAGAUGGAAGAUAAUAAUAGCUACUUUUUUUUUUGUAUUUAUUGUCAAUAAGCAUAAGAUUUCAAAAGAAAAAAACUGUAAUAGCUAAUGACCUGAGUCCUGAAACAUAGAUUAUGCAGAAACUGUCAUUGGAAUGAGAUUUUGGCUUUAGAAGAAGCCAUGGAGAA